Molecule: messenger RNA, 1167 nt
Organism: Bipolaris maydis ATCC 48331
Lineage: Eukaryota; Fungi; Ascomycota; Dothideomycetes; Pleosporales; Pleosporaceae
Source: RefSeq, a predicted model, not a curated record
AUGGCUCCAACACCCCGGAGCACGACCUCUAGCACUCAUCACAGCUCUAAACAUCAGAGACGUACGCCAUAUACCAAGGCUACUAAGGCCACCAAGACAGUCGCUCCGCAAGCCUAUAGACAACAAAAUAUGCAAUCUGCAUGUAUUUAUGUUGAUCAAGCAGUUGAACUUCCACCUCAAGUUGAUGAGUAUGUACGUCAUGUUCUUGGUACCACGUCUUGGGAAGACCGAGUGCCAAUCCCAGACCAGCUUGGAUCGCAGCGACGUUUCCUUGAUCUAGCAGAAACAUUCUGGAGCCAGUCAAGGAACAGCGCUAGCAAGUGUGCGCUCGAGGGCGACUGGCAAUGUAACCUCUAUCAGCUUGUGAGCACCAUGGCCGAACUGUCGGGAGGUGUGCUAGAAACAAACGUGUCCGAGAAACUUUGGAAUCCACAGCUCAUAGGAAGGCUAUCAUCACUUGACAAGUCGCGGAACGAAGCCAAGGAGCCAACACAUACCGAUUCCCCUGGCAUCGAUGCCAGUGUUGUUAUGGUCACGGACCUCGACCCUUCUGAGUCAAUGUCGCUAUGUUCACACUCCAACUCAGUUAUGUCAACGGCUAGGACGAAUGUGAAGAGCUCAUCAGACAUAUUGACACCAAAACCAGACAUUACGAUGGGACUCACACACAAGGCAUUCACGCGAGAGCAUCAGCGACUGCUCAUUGAUUACCAGGAUCGCGAGUUGAUCUUGAGCGAUCCUCAUGCGGCUGUGAUGGGAAUGCGGUUUCCGUUUAUGAUUGCAGAGCUAAAGUCAAUCGCUCCUCUCUCCAAGGCGCAAAACCAGGCUGCUGUUGGCGGUGCCUGUAUGUUGACGAUCCUGGAGGAUCUGGCUUACCAGGCAGCACGCGGCACCAACCUUCAAGCACCGCCGUUGACAACGGCAGCAGAUCUGCCUCUAGUGCCGGUGUUAUGUUUCUCCGUCGUCACUGAAGGACCUGUGCACGAACUAUGGGUGCACUUCAGGCGCGAGGACGGUUUCCACAUGGUUAAUCUUAAGAUAUGGCGCACCACGAUAAGAGGCCACGCUGAGGAGCUUGUUAAUUGUCUAGGCCGGAUAACUGAGUGGGGGAAAGGGCAUUUCAAAGACCGCGUUCUUGAGAUGCUGGGUCGAGUGCGGAACCUCUAG